AAUAUAAACUGAGCAUGGUCGACUCAUGUCAUUGGCACUGGGUUUAUCCCUAAUUCUUACACGGUCCCUAUACAGGCGCACUAAAUAGGCUCCAACUAUAUGCAGUGCAUAUUUAGGGAAGACAGAUUUGCGAUGCACAAGGUAUAAAUUGCAUUAGCCGACUAGUUCACGAUGAUUUAUACUCUUAUAUUCUUAUAAUUAUAAUUAUGUCAUGUGUUAAACAUCUCGUCCAUUCUUUUACACUCUAACUAGUGCACUACAUGUCAGAUAAGGAGUGAUUUGGGAUUUGGCCGUUAUCGGUGGUCUGUUUCCGUAUUCUGUCACUGGUGACCGAUAGAUGGCGCUAAUUCAAUAAUUAGUUAUAUCCACAUAGGGGAAGAAGACGCUCAGCAGCCGCGGUGUGGGUGCCUUGCUGUGUUCGGAUAAAUUGCGUUAGGAUUACUCUUCAUAACACCUAUAGGUGACUAAAAAAGUAUAGAGUGGUGGGCAUUCAUCAUGGCUAUAAUAGCCAAACGAUGUGGGAUUAAGUUUGAUCCACCUUCAGUCAUUCUUAUAUAUGAAGAUGAACAUACAAGCAAGUUGCGUAAAAGAGUAAUGCCAGUGAGGAGCUUUUCACAGUUCUCAGACUGCAGCAGGGCUGCGGAGAGACUAAAGCUUCAUCCCCGUCACGGACAUUACCUGGAUUUGGUGUCAGUGGAGCAGCUGGUGAGGUUACACACGGUGCUCCGGGAUCACUUGCGAGGUCUCAGCGUGGAGGAGAGUCUGAGAGAACAGCAUUGCUCUCGCACACACGAGGAAGAUCUCAACAAGCUCAGUGAUGAAGAGCUGAACCGCCGCAAAGCGCAAAUGGACGUACUGUUCGAGCUCAACCGGCGCCGCAAAGACGACCCGGACUUUGUAUACGACCUCGAGGUGGAGUUUCCUGAAAACAGCGUACGGGAAACCUGCAGCUGGGACCAAUCAGAUGAAGAGUUUUGAGGAGCAGGUAGUGUUGCCACCUCACAGAUCAAGGGUACCUGGUUCCAUCCUGAGUUCGACUUACUGUCUGUGUGAAGUUUCACAUGUUCUCCACGUGUCUGUGUGGGUUUCCUCAGGGUUCUCCGGUUUCCUCCCAAAACAUGCCAGAAGGUGGAUAGGCUAUUGUAUCCACGCAUCCCUUUUCUAUACAGGUUAUCCUACACAGGUUCGUGGGGAGUGAGGUUGGGGACACCCUGUAUGAGGUGCCAACACAUCACAGGGCACAAUCACACACCCAUUCACACACUAUGGACAAUUUGUAAACCCCAAUCAUCCUACAUGUCUUUGGACUGGGGGAGGAAACUGGAGUACCUGGAGGAAACCCCCAAAGCACAGGGAGAACAUGCAAACUCACACAGGGCGGAGGCAGGAAUCGAACCUCCAACCCCAGAAGUGUGAGGGGAAAUGUGCUAACAUAUAUAUGUAUAUGUACAGUAUAUAUAAACCAACAUCUUAAGAUCUAUUCCAUGUAUCUAUGUUAAAUAUCUGAACAAAUAUCACAGUAGAGUAAAACUGGAUAAUUUGAUUGUCACACUUCAAAUUCUGAAUGACGGCACUUCAGUAUUUUUUCAGUGUAUGUCUGCAGGCAGGACCAUGCAAAAACUCCAUACUUCCAUGGAUCUCGGAAUAAAAUGAGACAUUUUAGGUAGUACAACAGAUUCUUUUGUGCCAGCUC
Ictalurus furcatus (blue catfish) is the source of this 1693-nucleotide messenger RNA. It is a transcript of the gene cep19, whose product is annotated as centrosomal protein 19. The record is from RefSeq and is a predicted model, not a curated record. Gene Ontology annotation, cellular component: spindle pole; ciliary basal body; centriole. The coding region runs from base 496 to 978 and encodes 160 amino acids. NCBI's taxonomy places the organism in Eukaryota, Metazoa, Chordata, Actinopteri, Siluriformes, Ictaluridae. Gene Ontology annotation, biological process: trans-Golgi to periciliary membrane compartment transport; microtubule anchoring at centrosome. The transcript is spliced from 3 exons.